Molecule: messenger RNA, 951 nt
Organism: Condylura cristata (star-nosed mole)
Lineage: Eukaryota; Metazoa; Chordata; Mammalia; Eulipotyphla; Talpidae
Gene: PACC1
Product: transmembrane protein 206
Exons: 6
Coding region: 1-951 (316 amino acids)
Cellular component (GO): cell surface
Source: RefSeq, a predicted model, not a curated record
AUGGUAACGCGGGGCUCCUGCUGCGCCCUGCGGCUGGAGAGUCGCGGGGAAGAGCGGCGCGUGGGAGAUGAUGGGACGGAGAGAGAGGUGACGGGGGACGACAGGGCCCCGGCCCUGGCCAGGCUCAGCGUGCUCGGGGCCUGCCCCCAGCCACCAGGCCACGUUUCGUGCAUAUUCGGCGUGGCCCUGCACAGUGACCGACAGAUGGUCCUCCCCCUGCCCUGGCGUCUCCAUGCCUACACGGACCUGCCCGCCACCCACCAGGACUGUGUUGAAACUAAAACAAUCAUGGACCCAACGCCCGAGUCCGUCUCUCCCGCCCUCUCUGUCUGUCUCCUAGCCAGUGGCCGGGGCCUGGACAGCGAGUCGGCGGCCAGCAGCCUGCGCGUGAGCCGAGCCUGCCUGCAGAACGUGUUCUCGGUGCUGCUCAUCCUCAUCUACCUCCUGCUCAUGGCCGUGGCCGUCUUCCUGGUCUACCAGACCAUCACGGACUUCCGGGAGAAGCUCAAGCACCCCGUCAUGUCGGUGUCCUACGAGGAGGUGGACCGCUACGACGCCCCUGGUGGGCUGGGCCUGCACCCCCUGAGCUGCCUCCCCCUCCCUGGGCAGGGCCCCCGGGGACCCCCCCUGGGGAAGUCGGCGCUGGUGGUGCGGGGUCCCCGGGAGGUGAAGAAGCGGGAGCUGGUCUUCCUGCAGCUGCGCCUGAACCGGAGCAGCGAGGACUUCAGCGCCAUCGACUACCUGCUCUUCUCCUCCUUCCGGGAGUUCCUGCAGAGGUGCCUCCGCGGCCCGCGCCAGGCGCCCCUCGGGAUGCUGGGCAGUCUGGCGUCCAUCAUCCCCGAGAGGAAGAACGCCCACCACAGCAUUCGCCAGAGCCUGGACUCGCACGACAACGUGGAGGUGGAAGCUGCUGUGUUUGCUGCUGCCAACUUCUCCGCGCAGUCCAAGUAA